AGUUCAUUGGGACCAUCCUGGCUGUAGGUAGCGACUACAGUUAGGGGGCACCUAGCAUUCAGGCCCUCAUCCUCCUCCUUCCCAGCAGGGUGUCACGCUUCUCCGAAGACUGGCCGCUUCUCGACCCUGCUAGAUGAAGAAAAUCCAAGAAAAGCCUGAAGCACUAGCGGUGCUAGCCAGAAGUAUUUGCCCUCGGGGCCCGACUCAGCCUCUUGGUCUGAAAGGCCCGCCGGCCCUGUUAUUGUUUGGCUCCUUUACGUUUCUGCCGCUUGCAGGAGCAUUUCCGGUUUCUUGUUUUCGGAGCAGAUCACUGCUCGCCCGGCGACGGGGGAGUAGCGAAAGGGGAGAAAUGGAUUCUAGGCUGGUUCUGUGGUUUGAGGAGGAAAACUGCUGUCCUCGACAUCUUAUUUUUCUGGAUUACUUGGUUAUUGCUUUUGCAAAGGAGGAGGUGUUUAUUUAAAAGAGUGCGCCGAUAGGUCGUUUCUUCCUGCCGGAAAAGCAAAUUACCGAGUAUCCGGUUUUAGGAUGACUGCCAUGGAGGAGUCACAGUCGGAUAUCAGCCUCGAGCUCCCUCUGAGCCAGGAGACAUUUUCAGGCUUAUGGAAACUACUUCCUCCAGAAGAUAUCCUGCCAUCACCUCACUGCAUGGACGAUCUGUUGCUGCCCCAGGAUGUUGAGGAGUUUUUUGAAGGCCCAAGUGAAGCCCUCCGAGUGUCAGGAGCUCCUGCAGCACAGGACCCUGUCACCGAGACCCCUGGGCCAGUGGCCCCUGCCCCAGCCACUCCAUGGCCCCUGUCAUCUUUUGUCCCUUCUCAAAAAACUUACCAGGGCAACUAUGGCUUCCACCUGGGCUUCCUGCAGUCUGGGACAGCCAAGUCUGUUAUGUGCACGUACUCUCCUCCCCUCAAUAAGCUAUUCUGCCAGCUGGCGAAGACGUGCCCUGUGCAGUUGUGGGUCAGCGCCACACCUCCAGCUGGGAGCCGUGUCCGCGCCAUGGCCAUCUACAAGAAGUCACAGCACAUGACGGAGGUCGUGAGACGCUGCCCCCACCAUGAGCGCUGCUCCGAUGGUGAUGGCCUGGCUCCUCCCCAGCAUCUUAUCCGGGUGGAAGGAAAUUUGUAUCCCGAGUAUCUGGAAGACAGGCAGACUUUUCGCCACAGCGUGGUGGUACCUUAUGAGCCACCCGAGGCCGGCUCUGAGUAUACCACCAUCCACUACAAGUACAUGUGUAAUAGCUCCUGCAUGGGGGGCAUGAACCGCCGACCUAUCCUUACCAUCAUCACACUGGAAGACUCCAGUGGGAACCUUCUGGGACGGGACAGCUUUGAGGUUCGUGUUUGUGCCUGCCCUGGGAGAGACCGCCGUACAGAAGAAGAAAAUUUCCGCAAAAAGGAAGUCCUUUGCCCUGAACUGCCCCCAGGGAGCGCAAAGAGAGCGCUGCCCACCUGCACAAGCGCCUCUCCCCCGCAAAAGAAAAAACCACUUGAUGGAGAGUAUUUCACCCUCAAGAUCCGCGGGCGUAAACGCUUCGAGAUGUUCCGGGAGCUGAAUGAGGCCUUAGAGUUAAAGGAUGCCCAUGCUACAGAGGAGUCUGGAGACAGCAGGGCUCACUCCAGCUACCUGAAGACCAAGAAGGGCCAGUCUACUUCCCGCCAUAAAAAAACAAUGGUCAAGAAAGUGGGGCCUGACUCAGACUGACUGCCUCUGCAUCCCGUCCCCAUCACCAGCCUCCCCCUCUCCUUGCUGUCUUAUGACUUCAGGGCUGAGACACAAUCCUCCCGGUCCCUUCUGCUGCCUUUUUUACCUUGUAGCUAGGGCUCAGCCCCCUCUCUGAGUAGUGGUUCCUGGCCCAAGUUGGGGAAUAGGUUGAUAGUUGUCAGGUCUCUGCUGGCCCAGCGAAAUUCUAUCCAGCCAGUUGUUGGACCCUGGCACCUACAAUGAAAUCUCACCCUACCCCACACCCUGUAAGAUUCUAUCUUGGGCCCUCAUAGGGUCCAUAUCCUCCAGGGCCUACUUUCCUUCCAUUCUGCAAAGCCUGUCUGCAUUUAUCCACCCCCCACCCUGUCUCCCUCUUUUUUUUUUUUUUACCCCUUUUUAUAUAUCAAUUUCCUAUUUUACAAUAAAAUUUUGUUAUCA
Molecule: messenger RNA, 2136 nt
Organism: Mus musculus (house mouse)
Lineage: Eukaryota; Metazoa; Chordata; Mammalia; Rodentia; Muridae
Gene: Trp53
Product: transformation related protein 53
Exons: 12
Coding region: 526-1698 (390 amino acids)
Biological process (GO): hematopoietic progenitor cell differentiation; negative regulation of cell population proliferation; tumor necrosis factor-mediated signaling pathway
Cellular component (GO): mitochondrion; chromatin; centrosome
Molecular function (GO): DNA-binding transcription repressor activity, RNA polymerase II-specific; protein phosphatase 2A binding; ATP-dependent DNA/DNA annealing activity
Source: RefSeq, a predicted model, not a curated record